Coprinopsis cinerea okayama7#130 is the source of this 2211-nucleotide messenger RNA. RefSeq names its product transketolase. The record is from RefSeq and is a predicted model, not a curated record. NCBI's taxonomy places the organism in Eukaryota, Fungi, Basidiomycota, Agaricomycetes, Agaricales, Psathyrellaceae. The coding region runs from base 32 to 2092 and encodes 686 amino acids. Gene Ontology annotation, biological process: pentose-phosphate shunt. The transcript has 15 exons. Gene Ontology annotation, molecular function: transketolase activity. Gene Ontology annotation, cellular component: cytosol.
CUCUUUUCCAUCUUCAUCUCAUUCCACCACCAUGGCCAGCUUCGCCCCCCACCAGAACGACGAUGUCGCCGUCGCCACUAUCCGUAUUCUCUCCGUCGACACCGUCGCCAAAGCCAACUCUGGCCAUCCAGGUGCACCCAUGGGUUUGGCCCCCGCCGCCCAUAUCCUUUUCUCUAGGUUCUUGAACGCCAACCCCAAAAACCCCAAUUGGUUCAACCGCGAUCGAUUCGUCUUGUCCAACGGUCAUGGAUGCGCUCUCCAAUACGUUCUCCUCCAUCUCCUUGGUUACAACCUCACUUUGGACGACCUCAAGGCCUUCCGACAAUUGGACUCCAAGACCCCUGGUCACCCUGAGGCUGGCCAUACCGAGGGUAUUGAGGUUACCACCGGCCCUCUCGGACAGGGCUUCGCCAACGCUGUUGGUUUGGCCAUCGCCCAAGCCCACCUUGGUGCUGUCUUCAACAAGGAUGGCUUCGACCUCAUCAACAACUACACCUAUGUCUUCACUGGAGAUGGUUGCUUGAUGGAGGGUGUCGCCGCCGAAGCCGCCUCCCUCGCCGGUCACUUGAAGCUGGGCAACCUCGUUGUUAUCUAUGAUGACAACCACAUCUCCAUCGAUGGAGACACCAACGUGGCCUUCACUGAAGACGUUGAGCAACGGUUCCUGUCCUACGGUUGGCAGGUUCUCCACGUCCAUGACGGUGAUACUGAUCUCGCCAGUAUCUACGCCUCCAUCGCUGCUGCUCGGGAGGAGAAGGACAAGCCGACCAUCAUCAAGCUGAGGACCACCAUCGGCUACGGUUCCAAGGAGCAGGGAACCCAUGGAGUUCACGGAUCUCCUCUCAAGGCCGAUGACAUUGUUUCCCUCAAGCAGAAGUUCGGCUUCAACCCUGAGGAGAAGUUCGCCGUCCCUCAAGGUACCUACGACCUUUACUCCGAGUUCGGCAAGCGUGGUGCUGCCCUCGAGGAGCAGUGGAACGCCCUUCUCGCUGCCUACGCCGAGAAGUACCCACAGGAGCAUGCCGAAUUGACCCGUCGCAUUGCUGGAAAGUUGCCCGAAGGUUGGGAGAAGGCUUUGCCCGUCUACAAACCCACCGAUGCCGCUGUCGCUUCCCGGAAACUGUCUGAGAUCGCUCUGACUGCCCUCGCCCCCGUCCUCCCCGAGUUGAUUGGUGGCUCUGCUGAUCUCACUGGCAGCAACUUGACCAAGGUCAAGAACUCGACCGACUUCCAACACCCCAGCACCGGUCUCGGAAACUACGCUGGUACCUACAUCCGCUAUGGUGUCCGUGAGCACGGAAUGGGUGCCAUUGCCAACGGUAUUUCCGCCUACGGUGGCGCCAUUCCCUAUGUCGCUACCUUCUUGAACUUCGUGUCUUAUGCAUCCGGUGCCGUCCGAUUGUCCGCUCUCAGCCAGCACCAUGUUAUCUGGGUCGCUACCCACGACUCCAUCGGUCUUGGUGAGGACGGUCCUACCCACCAGCCCGUUGAGACCCAAAUUGCCCUCCGAGCGACCCCCAACCUUGCCUUCUGGAGGCCAGCUGACGGAAAUGAGACCUCUGCUGCGUACCUCGUCGCCUUGAAAUCCAACAAGACUCCUUCCGUUUUGUCUCUCUCCCGACAAAACCUUCCUCAGCUCGACGGCUCUUCCAUCGAGAAGGCCAGUCGCGGUGGCUACGUCCUCGUUGAGGAGGACAACGAAGACCUCACCAUUGUCAGCACUGGCAGUGAAGUCAGCAUCGCUGUCGAUGCUGCCAAGAAGCUGAAGGAGCAGGGCAUCAAGACUCGCGUUGUCAGCUUACCUUGCUGGCUCGUUUUCGAUCAACAGCCUUUGGAGUACCGCCUGAGCGUCCUUCGAAGCGGUGCUCCCAUCCUCUCUCUCGAGGCUGCCUCGACUGCUGGAUGGGCCAAAUACAGCCACGAGCAAUGGGGUCUCCCUGCCUGGGGUGGCUCUGCUCCUUACCAGAAGCUCUACGAGCGAUUCGGCAUCACUGGUUCCAAUAUUGCCGAGGUUGGCAAGAAGGUUGUUGACUUCUACAAGCAGCGCGGUGGCAAGCUUGCUUCUCCCCUUGAGAAGGCUGUCAAUCUUUAAGGGAGAUUUCGGUGCAUAGCGAAAGAAGAUAGAAUUUAUAUGUAAAGUAUACCAACACUGUCAUACCAUCAACGGAAUGUACCACUAGCGUGUGCGCUUUUUGGCGUCUGUGGUUGGCC